Molecule: messenger RNA, 2707 nt
Organism: Haliotis rufescens (red abalone)
Lineage: Eukaryota; Metazoa; Mollusca; Gastropoda; Lepetellida; Haliotidae
Exons: 7
Coding region: 210-1733 (507 amino acids)
Molecular function (GO): interleukin-17 receptor activity
Source: RefSeq, a predicted model, not a curated record
CUGACCAAGUACAGAGCUUUGUUGGUUCUGUGGUUCAUUGUUCUUAUGUCUUUCAAUCUGUUCACAGACACGGUGCAGCCGCCGAUUGGAGUCCCCUGAUAACCUACCGUUUGUCCAGAAACUCUCAUCAUCACUAUAACCUCACGGUGACUUUUAGUCUCGCCCCGACCGAAUUCAAGUUUGACGAAUACCUAGUGUCACUGUAUAAAAUGGCGGGGCUUCAACAUCCAUUCAAAGAGUGUAAAUUACACACUAAAACACCGUCAUCAUGCAAUACGAUUUCCCACCUGGCUAAAAACAACGCUAAAUCCGGGACUGUGAUCUUUGUCGAUAUCCCAGAAAAUAGGUAUAUGUUGGAGGUCCAGGCAAGGGAUCCCUUUUGGCGUGAACACAACUAUGCCCUGUGCUUCUCUGUUCAAGAAUCUGGCAAACACAGGCGCAAGGAGUGCUUGCGAACACGGAUGAAGAACAUUGUUAUUGGGGAGGGACCUGAUGAAUCACAAUCAGCAACAGAGUCAAAUAUUCUACUAAGCACUAGUGAGGACGGUGAGAGACCAGGUGAGACACGAACAGCAACAAAGCGAAAUAUUCCGCCAGGCACUAGUGACAGCAAAACAAAGACACUGCUAAUCGCCGCAGGAGUGUGUCUUUGUCUGGUGUGUAUGUCUACCGUCAUUUUGAUCAUCAUAUUCACACGAAAACAUGUACAAGUGAAAGAUGAGUGGGUUCGCAUGAGAAGAGUCUACCUCCUUGCUUACGACGACCACGCAGCACAUACCGAUGCAGUUAUGGCACUUGCCACACUUCUCAAAAAGCAUUGCAACUGCGAUGUGAUAUACCCCAAGUGGUUUAUCCCAGAUAUUCGUAAAACAGGAUUGUAUGAAUGGAUUUCCACCCAGAUAGACAAGUCCGAUUUUGUUGUUCUCGUGAACUCCAAAGUAGCCUACUCGAGGUACACUGCCAGAAACUGGGAUACACAUUUUAGGGUAGAAGACUCCGGACCCGAAGCUGACGCUUUCUCAUUCUCAACGUCACACCUGCGCUCGAAGGAAGGAAAACCCGACUUCCUGUAUACCACCAUCAUGGCGUAUUUCAACUACACCAACACAAAUGACUUAAUUCCUUUCAACCCAGGUCUGCAUUACAAGUUACCUGAGAAUUUACUUGACCUUGUGAAUCACAUACAUGAUUGUAACAAGAGCAGUCUCGGUGAGAGUGAUAUCUUAGGAACUACUGAAGGAAAGGCCCUCGUGAAAGCUGUCGAUGAAGCUAAGGCUUACCAACAAAGAGUUCCUGAGUGGUUUUCGACACGGGUGUUCAUGCACGAGAGUGAUCAGGGUUUGGUUUUGAAUUCAGCCUCAAAAUGUACACAAGUUGUUGUUGAUCCGGAAGAUUUAAUUCCUACACUUAAAGACGUGUCUGCUAUGGCUUGCACUGAUAGGUCAUCUGAAACACAAGAUGUGUCUAUUGACAGUGCUGAAGCUGUGACACUUGUCCUAGAGGCAGUAAGGAGUUCAACUGUGGAAACAGAGUUUCCGACUAAUGAUGAGUUUGCGACUAAUGUCUGCCCGGCAUCUGGCCUUGGCAAGUCUCAAGAAUCAAAACAGUUCUCACCAGAACACUUUUACCCCCCAGGGAGCUAUUCUGAGAGCUUGUGUACAGACGAACUUGAGGACAGAUUGUUUGCCAUAACCAGUGACUCGUAUAUUAAUAACGUGAGGGUGUCUUUCUAGCAGAUAUCGUCUCAAAGUCAUCAGUAUUGGAGAUAACUACAGGCAAUUCAGAUAUCUGGAUAUAAAGUUAUACGUACGUCUAGAUCUGUGUGUACGACACUGCGGUGGUCGGAUACGUGGUGUCAGCUUGUAUGGACAAAUGCAAUAUUUCGGCUAUUUGGCGAUGGCCUAUACGUAUUCCUGUCUGAACCAGACAAAUCAGUGAUUGAUGAUAUGAGCAACACCCCAUGUUGUCGGGGUACGAUAGGACGCUAUAAUCCAAGUAACAAAGUCUGAUCUCCCGACUCUUAUGGCACGGCAAUGAUAGGUCGCUGGGGACCUAUUAUAACCAAAAUCUGAACGUUGUGUUAUAUAUAAUGAUGAUAUAACGCAUACCCCUUGCCAAUACGUCAUUCUCCUCAAUUCCAGUCAGUUGUACCCCCGCUUGGUCACCGGGUCAAAACAGGUUCCAGUGCCCGCUUUAUUGAAGUCAAUUGUGUGGGUCAUUGCUCCUACUAUCAACCACUAUUACCUGGUACCACCAUGAGAUGUAAUACCCUAAAGAAGUUAAAGAACACCCGGUUCUUUCAUGUGUGCAUAGUUAAUCUGUCAAGACAUUUGAAAAUAUCCUGUGUUCUUGAACUGUUUUGGGGUUGAAUAACUGGAUUAUUGUUAUCUGCAAUGUAAAAAAUCGUCACUGACUCACUCUGUCAGUCAAGAGAAAUAGCUAACAUUUAACAAAUAUCUGUGUUUGUGAAAGGUUGAAUUAUUUCCCAUUACAGGUUGGAUGUCUGUGAUGUGAGCAAGUUAAUGGUCUAUACGACAAGCAUAAGUUCCUAUGGACUCAGAAACCCCUAGGAAUGGUCGUAUAGAAAAUUGUUCAUUUGAAUAAGUAUUAGAUAUACUUAUUCUUUAAUUGAAGCUAUUAUUUUCUCUUGAACCCUGACAUUUGCUAUGUGUAUAGUUGCUAUUGCUUCCACGAUAUAAUAAAGGUA